Dendronephthya gigantea is the source of this 1661-nucleotide messenger RNA. RefSeq names its product dynein assembly factor 4, axonemal-like. The record is from RefSeq and is a predicted model, not a curated record. Lineage: Eukaryota; Metazoa; Cnidaria; Anthozoa; Malacalcyonacea; Nephtheidae. Gene Ontology annotation, biological process: outer dynein arm assembly; inner dynein arm assembly; cilium movement. Bases 129 to 1412 code for a protein of 427 amino acids. Gene Ontology annotation, molecular function: protein binding. The transcript has 9 exons.
AUUAAAGAUGGCGGACAUUUUUUGUAAUUUUUUUCAUUCCGUUCAUAACAAAGGGAGAUCGUUUUGUUUCAAGCAUCUUUUCUCGCCGAUAUUCCGCGAUAGAGUAAUAGUGUAGUUAUUCUUUCACCAUGCCGAUUAUUGUGAAGGAUUUCUCAUGGGAAGAAACAGAAACGAACGUGUUUAUCGACCUUCCUUUGAAAGGCGUCGCUCCAAAUAAAGUUGACAUAUUCUCUUCGGGGCAAUAUUUAAAAGUAAGUUAUCCGCCGUACAUGUUUGAAGUCUACCUCAAAGAGAACAUAAAUGAAAGCGCCAGCAAAGCAACUAUAUCAAGUGGUCUUGCCAAAUUUAAGUAUGAAAAAUGUGAGCAUGGAUUAUGGAACAGUUUACAAGCAUCCGGGGUUGAGGACAAGAAAUUCAUGGCAGCUGCUCGUCAGAAGGCUGUCGAAGACUCACACAAAAAAGCUGAACUUUUGGCUGAACAAAAGGCAAAGGAGAAACGAGAACAGGAAAGGUUUGCAUUGAGAGAACAGAUGAAGAAAGAUGAGGAGGAAAAGAAAAAAAUUGAAGAAGCAAAAGAGAAUAUCAGAAAAAAUGCUGCUGAAAGUUUGGAGAGAUGGAAGCAAGAAUCAGAACAAAUCAUGACAGAAAAUGGUUCAACCAAUCAAAGACAAGAUCCUUCAGCUAAUCACCAUGGAGAUAUAUUUAGCCAUGAUGAUGACAUUCAUGCUGACGAUGAGGAUGAUGAACAUGAAAAUUCUCCCAAGGGUGGAAAGUCUAAUGUCGAUAAAAAAAUUCCUUCAAAAAAUGACAGUCCAAAGAAGUUCUCAAAAAAAGUUAAGAAGAAGAAAGAUGUCCCUCCUCCCAGAUCAAGUGGAACAAUCCAAGUUUCAUUUUCACAUCGACCAUUCAAAACUCCAUCACGUGAGUCCAAGGCUCCUGAGGAAGAAGAGUGGUUGGCGAAAAUGGCCGCUGCAGGUCGAACAACUAAAACUGACAACAAUGAUGCAGUCGACAUGGAGGAAAUGAACCCACUUUGGCUAAAAGACAAAGGAAGUUCAUUCUACAAAAGCGGAAACUUUGUUGCAGCUAUAAAUGCCUUCACGGCCGCUAUCGUUCUUGAUGGCAGUAUUCCUUCACUAUUUUCCAAUCGUGCUGCGUGUCAUCUUCAAAUGAAGCAAUACAGGGAAUGCAUUCAAGACUGUAGCAGUGCUCUUGAGCUCCUAACACCGCCAGUUCAAGCAAACGCAUUAUCAAGAUGCAAAGCGCUCGUGAGAAGAGGCACAGCUCAAGCUCAGCUGGAGAACUACGUUGAAGGUCUUAUGGAUUACGAAUCAGCAAUAAAGCUGGAUCCAAAGAAUGUUAACUUACAAGAAGAUGCAGAAAAACUUCGCAAGAUUAUCCAGGGAAACUGAAAAAAGGCUUUUAUAACUAACUCUGUCUCGUUCAUAAGUCAAAAAUCCUCUUUUUCUUGUGGUAUAGUGCAUUGAUCAUGUGUUGAAACAAUGAUAGUUUGCCGUACGAAGCCACAGAUGAAGCCACAGACCUAAAUUUGAUGAUUAUAGUCUAUUCUUCCACUAUGAAUGGUGUUUGUAAAAUCAUUUGUGGAAAGCUUGAAAUUUUUACGUUCCAACUUCUAAUAGAUUAUUAAUCUGAACAGUGAA